AUGGAUUCACAAGCUGAACCCAAACUUGAAAUUUUCUUUUUCCCAUACAUUCUUGGUGGUCACUUGAUCCCCAUGAUAGAUUUAGCCAGACUCUUUGCAUCUCAUGGAGUGAAGGCCACCAUUGUCACAACCCCUCACAAUGUCCUCCUCUUUCAAAGCCCCAUCCUUAGAGACCAAAAAUUAGGCUACGAUAUUGGCUUCCACACUCUAAAUUUCCGAUCAGAAGAGUUUGGCCUACCAAAUGGUUGUGAAAAUGAGCUCACAACCACUAAUGGUGACAUGUUCAUCAAGCUCUUCAUGGCUGCUAUGAAGCUUCAAGACCCUCUUGGGAAGCUCCUUUGUGAGACCAGACCAGACUGUCUCGUCUCCGACAGGCUUUAUCCUUGGACAGCAGAUGUCACUGAUGGGCUUGGCAUUCCGCGGAUUGUGUUCGAUGGGAGUGGUUGCUUCUCUCAUUGCGUGGAAGAGAGCCUCAGACGCUACACACCGCAUGAGAGAGUUUUAUCUGAAACAGAGGCUUUUGUUGUGCCAGGCCUGCCCAACAAGAUUGAGCUGAAGAGGUCAAUGCUGCCAGAUUAUGUCAAAGCUGAAAAUGGCUUCACUCUGUUCCUCAAUGAGGCUCUGGAGGGUGAGAUUAAAAGCUAUGGGAUUGUGGUCAACAGCUUCUAUGAGUUGGAACAAGCUUAUGCUGAUUAUUUUCAAAAGGAGAUGAAGAGAAAAACAUGGCACAUAGGGCCAGUCUCAUUGCACAACAGAAGCAACAUUGACAAAGUUGAAAGAGGUAUUAAAACCUCCAUUGAUGAGCACAGUUGUUUGAAUUGGCUUGAUUCUAGAGAACCCAACUCUGUUCUUUACAUCAGCUUUGGAAGCAUGCCAAGGAUCACUUCAGCUCAGCUCUUGGAGAUUGCUCAUGGGCUUGAAGCCUCCAACCACCCUUUCAUUUGGGUGAUUGGGAGAAUUUUAGAUUAUUCAUCCAGAGAGAAGCAACAAGUAGAAAGUGUUCUGCUUCCUGUUGGGUUUGAAGAAAGAGUUACAAAAUCAAAAGGAGGGCUCAUAAUCAGAGGCUGGGCUCCUCAGCUUCUGAUUCUAGAACAUCCAGCAGUUGGGGCUUAUAUGAACCAUUGUGGAUGGAACUCAAUCAUUGAAGGUGUCACAGCUGGUGUGCCUAUGAUCACAUGGCCUUUCUCCUCUGAGCAAUUUUACAAUGAGAGAUUCAUUCUCAAUGUCAUAAGGGUAGGGAUUUCAAUGGGAAAUGAGCACUGGGUUCCAUUGACGGAGCUGCCUAGAGUGACCAUCAAGAGUGAGAAAGUAGCCAAAGUUGUGAAAAGACUAAUGGGCAGUGAAGAAGCUGAAGUUCUGGGCAUGAGAAAGAGAGCAGCUGAGUAUAGAGACAAAGCCAUGAGAGCUUUUGAAGAAGGUGGCUCUUCUUAUGCAAAUGUUGAUGCUUUCAUAGCUGAGCUCAAGUCUCGCCGGAAAAAUCAAAAUGGUCAUCUGUAA
Molecule: messenger RNA, 1497 nt
Organism: Prunus dulcis (almond)
Lineage: Eukaryota; Viridiplantae; Streptophyta; Magnoliopsida; Rosales; Rosaceae
Product: abscisate beta-glucosyltransferase-like
Exons: 1
Coding region: 1-1497 (498 amino acids)
Molecular function (GO): UDP-glycosyltransferase activity
Source: RefSeq, a predicted model, not a curated record